Neurospora tetraspora is the source of this 1974-nucleotide messenger RNA. RefSeq lists its product as uncharacterized. Gene Ontology annotation, molecular function: DNA-binding transcription factor activity, RNA polymerase II-specific; zinc ion binding. The coding region runs from base 226 to 1650 and encodes 474 amino acids. Lineage: Eukaryota; Fungi; Ascomycota; Sordariomycetes; Sordariales; Sordariaceae. The transcript is spliced from 3 exons. The record is from RefSeq and is a predicted model, not a curated record. Gene Ontology annotation, biological process: regulation of DNA-templated transcription.
CCCCAACCAAACUUUGCAGGACUCAUCAUUGUCAUCGUCAUUUUCAUCGUCCAAUCUCAAGAAAUAUCGAACUGCUGCAUGCUUGGUGCUCGGUUCCGUCGUGUCGGUAUCUCAGCCUCAUCUCAUCAUCCCAUCUCCCCGUAGUUCCCGUCCGUCUUCCGGCAAUUGACUCCAUCUGUCUAUGGGGCUCCGCCUUGAACACCCUGUCUCUCACACACCGUCCAGAUGGAGGACUCCGGCGCCACUGAGGAACAGGCUCAACAGCCGGCGACAACAAAUAAUAUCGAUGAUGAGACCCGGAAGUCUCAAACCAUGACCCCCUCAGCCCAAACUCCCGCUCAUCCAUCGCCCCCACAGCAGCAGCAACAAGCCGGCCCAUCAGUGACCACUCCUGCCUCCGCUCCGGCUCCCGGACCGUCAACAUCAACACCGGGACCUCCGCCCUCCGACACAGGCGCCGACGCCGGUUCCGAGCCGGUUAACCCCCGAAAGCGAAAAAAGGCUUCACGAGCCUGCGACUUCUGCCACGUCAACCACCAACCCUGCGACAACGGCCAGCCCAAAUGCUCCGUCUGCACCAAACACAACAAACCAUGUCUCUACCUGCGCCCGACCAAGCGUCGGGGUCCCCAAAAGGGUUAUAGGACAGCUCUCAACACCUACAAAGAGAGCGCCGCAGCAUGGGGUGCCGUAUUGGGCGCCAUCCCCGGACUAGACGCCCUCAUUGAGGGCCAUUUAAGGGCGGCGGGCACCCAGGGGAAGCAGAUCAUUGCGAGUAUCAAGGAUGCGAAUGCCCAGGAGGGAUUGAUUGCUAGGUGGCAGGGGAGUGGAGUUUUUAGAGCGUUUUUUGGGGCGCAGAGGCCGGGGACGGGAGAGGGAAAUGGUGGGCAGGAGGAGACGCCAGAGCAAGGACAAGAUGGAGGAGGAGAAGAUGAAGAGAUGGGUGGUAUGGCUGGGUCUCCGAAUGUUGUGACUCAAGGAGGAAUAGGGAUAGGAGGAGGGGGACAACCACCACCCGCGAAGCGGUUCGCUCGAGAAACGGAACAGAGGAGACAAGUAGCGAGGGAUCUGGCGCAGUUACAGCAGCAGCAGCAGCAGCAGCAGCAACAACAACAGUCGGCGGGAGCGGGAACGGUAAUAGGAGGGAAACGACCAUCAAUAUCCUCAACGGAGUCACCAGGACCGUCGAUACCACCGCCACCACUACUACUACAACCAGCAGCAACAGCAGCAACGACAAUACCAGCAUCCCGCCCCGGCCCUAGCACAGGAAUAUCCAACCUCAACACCAACACACCCAAAUUCACAGUAAACGACUCCACGCUAUCCGAUAUCGUAGCCAAAGACGCUGCUCAAUCCUCCUCCCGAGAAUCCCAAACCCUCCGCCCCCUCGGCUUCGCCCCCGACGAAACCAUAGCCGACUUUUACAGCAUGGGAUCGAACCCUGAUCCUAUGGCUUCAAUGCCCGCAAAUAACACCAACGCCAACAAUAACUACAACAACGGCGGCGGCGGUGGCGGUGGCGGUGGCGGGUAUGGUGGUGGAAAUGGCGGGGCGUACGACGGUGGUGCUGGGGAUGAUGACUUUCUGUUCUUUGAUUCAGAGCAGAGGGCUUAUUAUGAGCUGUUGAUGGGGAGGAGUUUUGGGUGAGCGUGAUAGGGUAUGGGACGUCCUGACGACAGCGCCUUUUUGGAAGAGGUCGAGAUGGGAAAAAGCGAGACUUUAAACCCACGAGUUUGAGCCGCUUGAGAAUUGCUUAGGACUGUGAUGGGAAGAGGACUAGGGCGGUUGAGGUACGUUUGAUUCCUGCUCUUGCUGUUCGCGCAAAGACAAAAAACUGACGGAAGCAGAUGGAAACGGAAACAGGAAGCAGGUGAUUAGAACAUAGUACACCCCAGACGACAGACACACAUAACGACGUAUGAUACCCGCCAACAAUAACGAAUGGCAAACUUUUACCAAGCGAAAUAAAAC